Molecule: messenger RNA, 2325 nt
Organism: Scatophagus argus
Lineage: Eukaryota; Metazoa; Chordata; Actinopteri; Scatophagidae
Gene: crdhl
Product: retinol dehydrogenase 13
Exons: 8
Coding region: 379-1446 (355 amino acids)
Source: RefSeq, a predicted model, not a curated record
UUACAGGCUCCAGUUUAACCAGUCAACGCUGAACCCGAGCCACUGUGAACACGGAACAGGGCUGAAAACCCACUUCAGCCCCCAGCCGCACGCACCGUACGCCGCGGUGCGUUUGGAUAACUGCCUGUCUGCACCGCCCCGCCGGCAGCAGUUAGACCAAGCGCUUCCUAAACGUGCUUGGCAGACCAGCGGAACGGCUCUGCACGUUAACGCGAACCGGACCGGACCGAGUCGUACUAGACUUACCUGCUUCUGGAGCAGCGGAGUGAGACAGCAGGGCACGGACGGGUUCGUACGGUUCUUCUUCAGGCGCGCGGGAGGCGGGUCUUCCUCCUACUGUAGGCUCCGUCUCCCCUCAGUCUGCUCUGACCUGCAGGGAUGAGGGCUGCAGCUCCGGGAGGAUUCCUGGUGCUACCGUGGCCCGGCGGAGGGGGUGGCUCGGACCCAGAGAUGGAGCCGGGGCCCGGAGAGGAGAGCCGCGGGGGCCUGCUGAGGUGUGGAGCUCUGCUGGGAGUCGCGCUGUUCUGUGUGGCGGUGUUGAGGAGGUGGAUUGCAGGUGGAGUGUGUCGCUGUGCUGUUCGUCUGGAUGGAAAGACAGUCCUGAUCACUGGAGCGAACACAGGCAUCGGCAAAGAGACCAGCAGAGAGCUGGCAUGCAGAGGGGCCCGAGUGGUGAUGGCGUGCAGGGACCUGACCCGGGCGGAGCAGGCGGCAGAGGAGAUCCGCCGGUCGACAGGAAACGGUAACGUAGUGAUCAGACACCUGGACCUGGCCUCCCUUUAUUCUGUCAGACAAUUCGCUAAAGACUUCCUGGAAAGCGAGGACAGACUGGACAUCCUUAUCAACAAUGCAGGAGUCAUGAUGUGUCCCAGAUGGCUGACAGAGGACGGUUUUGAGACUCAGCUGGCUGUCAAUCAUCUAGGUCACUUCCUGCUAACCAAUCUGUUGCUGCCAAAGCUGAGGAGCUCCACCCCCAGCCGCGUGGUCACUGUGUCGUCCAUCGCCCACCGGGGGGGUCGUAUCGACUUUGACGACCUGUUCUUCAGCAGGAGGCCGUACAGUCCGCUGGAGAGCUACAGGCAGAGCAAACUAGCCAACGUCCUGUUCUCCAGAGAACUCGCUCGACGCCUCAAAGGCUCUGGGGUGUCGUCGUUCUGUCUCCACCCCGGUGUGAUCCGGACCGAACUGGGUCGUCACGUUCAGAGCUGGGUCCCCCUGCUGGGGAUACUGCUGAGCCUCCCGUCCCUGCUGCUGAUGAAGACUCCCACUCAGGGCAGCCAGACCACCGUGUACUGUGCCGUGACGCCGGGCCUGGAGGGACGAUCCGGUCGAUACUUCAGUGACUGCGCAGAGAAGGAAGCAGCUCCCGAGGGGCAGGAUGACAUGGCGGCGAGGAGGCUGUGGGAGGAGAGCGCCCGAUUGGUCGGAUUAAAGGAAACGUGCUGACCUGUGACCACAGCCCUGAUGUCCAUGCACAGCAGGGAAACAGGAAGUGAAUUAUCGUGGCUGUAGUGGCCCCAUCAGGUCAGAAAAUGAAAAGAAUGACAUCAGCAUCAGUGAGAAACUCACUCUUUUUGUGUUGGUUGGUGUUUUAUCGUCACUUUGUAGGUCAUAAUUAAGUCAUUCUCAUGACAUAAAUUGUGGAAAUUUGAGCAUAUUUUAGAGAAUUUGUAUUUCUCAUUUAAUUUAUUUUGCAUUAAAACAGGGAACCAAAACUUUUCUGUGGAGGUAAAUUGAUUGUUUUAUUAUUAUUAAUUUAAAGUUCAAUUAAAAUAGAAACUUGUGAAAAAUAGAGCCUAGAGAGACACACUCGUAUCAACCAGGUGCCUGAUUGGACAGAAUUUGACUUUUGACCUUUGACCUGCAGUGAUGUCUCAGGUUAAAUAAAGGCUGGACAGACUGUCUUUUUAGUUUGACGACAGUUUCAUCUAAAGCAGCGUUCCAACAUCAGCAUGCUCCCUUGUUGUUCCCUGUAAGUUGUCGUAAUGUUUCCAUAACGUUCCCUUCAUACAGCAUCGGGUACCUUUAAUGUUGUUCUUUAAAUAUCUCAUUGAAGCCUCCUUGAUUUUUCGGUAACGUGUUACUUUAUGUUGGUCUUCAGCUUUAUGAAUAUGAAGAACCCUGUUUGUGUUGUUUUAUUAAUGACAGACAAAAGUUAAAAUAAAGUUGGAUGUUUUGUUUCCGCAGGAGAUUUAGUAGCUUUUAAAACACGUUUGACCCAUGUCAAGCGUCUUUCAAAAUUCAAAAUGUUUUAGAUGUUUUAGAGACAGCAGUUUGUGACAUGAUUGUACUUUUCUGAAUAAAAGAUCUGAUGUUUCACAUGAA